Messenger RNA from Odocoileus virginianus texanus, 2193 nucleotides. Lineage: Eukaryota; Metazoa; Chordata; Mammalia; Artiodactyla; Cervidae. The record is from RefSeq and is a predicted model, not a curated record.
AGUGUGAAAGACCACGCAGAAGCUAUGGAGUUGCUUUUUGUGCUUGACCAAGUGCAUAGAUAGAAGACAGGGAUUCCCAGCUGGGAGGAGGGAGGAGAGCUGAAGAUCCCUGCCUGGGCUGGCUGAUCUAAGCAGUCCAAGUGGGAAGCUGAGUGCUUGAAAGAGGAUUAUACUCGCACUAGAAAUAAGCAGUAAGUGAGCGAAUAACCAUGAUGGCUUAGAAAAGGCUUAAUCCCCGUGGGGUUAUGGGGUGAGCUAGAAAGUAUUGCUUAACUCUAGAGUAAAACUGGAAAGCUUCUGACUGUGUACAGUUGUCUGCUGUUUGGAGACUAGGAGCUCAAGUACAAACCCAGAGCUGUAAAUGCCUCCUCCUACUCUUGGAAAAUGCCAACUUCUGUUUACAGUAGUUGGGAAUAUAAUCUCCUUCCCUGAUCUAGCCUCUUUCUGGGGAAAUUUAGUACUAAACCAGAUAAGGAGUUGUGAUUAAAUUGGAGAAGUAGAAUCUGUACUGGCAGGAAGGGCAAUCUUGAAUUAUGUUCUGUGAAUGCCAACAUUGUUAUAUCUAUUAGUAGUGAUUUGCUAAUCACAAGAUAGUCUGGGGUGGGACAUUGAAAGGAAAGUUGAAAACUUUUUUGACAGAGAAGCUGAGUAGUCCAUAUGCAUAAGAUGAGAUAUAAAAAUGUGUAUAAUUAAUAAUAGAUGGAGGGGGUUUUUGAGCAUUAAACUAGAACAUCAGUCAGGGAACAUGGCAGUACUUGGAUAAAUAUUAGCUCGAAAAGAAGAAAUUUUAGUUUCAUUGAUUUCACAAUGUUUACAAAGUCAAAACAAUGAUCCGCGGAUACUUUGGUUAGUGUGGCGCAUUAUAUAUACCAUUGCUGGGCAAGAUCUGUGGUUCUCUGGUCAGCAAGUUCUGGCAAUGAAGCCACUGCGGCUGGUGCAAAGAAUUCUGGGAUGUCUGACAGUGAAAUGGAUGGAAAGACACCUAUUCCAUCUCUACUUAAUGUCCUUUUGUCCAGAAAUCGGGUCAUGCAAAUAAGCUACUUGAAAAGUAAAGAAAAAGGAUAUGGAAAAUUAAGCAGUGACGAAGACCUGGAAAUAAUUGUCGAUGAAAAGCAGGGAAAAGGCUCUAGGGCGGCAGAUAAGGCUGUUGCCAUGGUGAUGAAGGAGAUACCGAGGGAGCAGUCUGCUGAAGAAAAGCCCCUCCUUACUAUGACAUCACAGCUGGUGAAUGAACAGCAAGAAAGCAGACCCCUCCUGAGUCCCUCCAUCGAUGACUUUCUCUGUGAAACCAAAUCGGAGGCAAUAGCAAGGCCAGUAACGUCCAACACAGCCGUAUUGACUACAGGCUUAGAUCUCCUUGACUUGAGUGAACCCGUCUCUCAAACCCAAACCAAAGCCAAGAAGUUGGAGGCCUCAUCAAAAACCUCAUCCCUCAAGAAAAAGGCUGAUGGGUCUGACCUCAUCAGUGCAGAUGCUGAGCAGAGAGGCCAGGCUCUCCGAGGCUCGGAGACAGCAUCCUUAGACUUAACAGACAUUCAAACACAACUGGAAAAAUGGGAUGAUGUUAAGUUUCACGGAGAUCGAAAUAGCAAGGGGCAUCCCAUGGCAGAGAGAAAAUCAAGCUCAUCUAGAACUGGAUCAAAAGAACUUUUAUGGUCUUCAGAGCAUAGAUCUCAGCCAGAGCUGAGUGGUGGGAAAAGCGCCUUGAACUCUGAGUCAGCUUCGGAGCUGGAAUUAGUGCCUCCAACACAGGCUCGACUGACCAAAGAGCAGCGCUGGGGGAGUGCCUUGCUUUCCAGAAACCAUUCCUUAGAAGAAGAGUUUGAAAGAGCGAAAGCAGCUGUGGAGGAGUUUCCUCCAUGCUUCCUCUUGGGUUUUCUUCCUAGCCAGCUGCCUAAACAUGCUGUUAGCUUCAAGUCCCUAAGAAAGAUGCACAGGAGGUGCAGAAGUGAGAAGCAGGGAAGGAGCUCAGUGAGGCCUGAAGCUGCCUCCCGGAAGGAGAUCCCUCGAGUGCACUGUACAGCCUCUGCAGAGAGAGGAGGUCACGUGGGCAGUCAGCACACCUGCAACCACACGUCAGAAAUGCCUCUCACCACUGUCAGCAGAGAGGAAGCAAGCCAGCCAGCCUCUGGAGCUGUGUUUACCUCCUUAGUCUCUCUAGGUGCCUCAGCCUUCAGAGUAAACCAGAUAUAG